This is a messenger RNA of Aphanomyces astaci, 857 nucleotides long. RefSeq lists its product as hypothetical. The transcript has a single exon. The record is from RefSeq and is a predicted model, not a curated record. Lineage: Eukaryota; Oomycota; Saprolegniomycetes; Saprolegniales; Verrucalvaceae. Bases 37 to 741 code for a protein of 234 amino acids.
CAUUCUUCACUGGCGGACAUCCAUCAAUCUAGCACCAUGAUGAUGCAACGAAGCCUUGGAUCCGUGCGCCGCGUGUCAGGCUCCCGAUGGGGCCGUCUUAUGUCCACCCUGUCAAAGGAUGAUGACUUGUCCAAGAAGGGCAAGGCCAAAAAGAUGUUGUUCCAGAAUGCGCUCGCGGACGCGCCGCAGAAGCCCACGGGAUUCACCGACAACGACGAAAUCGAGCAAUUGCGCAAAAAGGAGGCCGCUGCCCCCGUGUUCUUCACGGAUGAAGAGCUUGAUUCCGAAUACGGCAAGUUCAAGUCCAUCAUGGACUCCGAUGACGACGACAACGAAGAGUCCGACUACGUCCCCGUCCGCGGCCGUGUGGAAAACGAAAUGAUCAUGGCGGAUAAGACAUGGCCGCUGACUUCUGGGUCCGAUCUGUGGAUGGACUUGAUCCAGAUCCCGAAGGACGGAAAGUUGGAAGAUAACGAACGCGAGUUGGUGCUGAAGGCGGCCUUCGAACGCAUGGGCCACACUUCGGUGUGGGACGUGCAACUGCCGACAAUGAGCGUGGACGUGCCGGAGGACGACCCCGACUACAAGGCUUUUGCCGUCAUGAAGCAAGCGUUGAUGAACAAUGGACGCAUCAAGAUGGCCGACAAGAACGAGAUCAUGACCAUGUUGGUGGACGAAGUCACGCGCCUGCGUGCCGACAAGACGGACUUGAUCCCCGGCUUGAAUUUAGACGAAGACUAAGUAGUAUAGUAGUUGCCCUGGCAUCAUGUAUCUACUGCUUUCACUUGCACUCGUACGAUUUAGCCACAUCUCUAGCGUUUCCCUACCGACGAAUAUGCUACAAAUAGAGAAAGAAG